Molecule: messenger RNA, 2314 nt
Organism: Erinaceus europaeus (western European hedgehog)
Lineage: Eukaryota; Metazoa; Chordata; Mammalia; Eulipotyphla; Erinaceidae
Gene: CAAP1
Product: caspase activity and apoptosis inhibitor 1
Exons: 6
Coding region: 146-1234 (362 amino acids)
Source: RefSeq, a predicted model, not a curated record
CACGGCAGGAAGUGACGUAAAAGCCGCGACGCUCACCCCUGCAGCUGUCGCCUGUGUUCCGGCUGUCGCCGCCAGUGCCGCCAGAGCGGGUGUUUGAUCACUCCGGGGACGGCAGGCUUUCCCGAAUGACUGUAACUGAGCGAUCAUGACAGGAAAGAAGUCUUCCCGGGAGAAGCGGCGCAAGCGAAGCAACCAGGAGGCGUCAGAGACGCCCGCGGCCCCGGACCUGUUACCUGUACACGCCGGCAGCGGCAGCGGCAGCACCAGCGGCUGCGGCAGCACCAGCGGCUGCGGGAACGUGAGCUGCUGCGGGAACACCAGUGUCACCGGCAGCGGCACUGGCGGCGGGAGCGGGGGCAGCUGUUGGGGUGGGAGCAGCGUGGAGCGCAGCGAGCGCCGGAAGCGGAGGAGCACUGACUCGUCCUCCAGUGUCUCGGGCUCCCUCCAGCAGGAGACCAAAUAUCUUUUGCCAACUUUGGAAAAAGAAUUAUUCUUAGCAGAACAUAGUGACCUUGAAGAAGGUGGACUGGACCUGACUGUGUCAUUAAAACCAGUUAGUUUCUAUAUUUCUGACAAAAAAGAGAUGCUUCAGCAGUGUUUCUGUAUCAUAGGAGAAAAAAAGUUACAGAAGAUGCUUCCUGAUGUAUUAAAGAACUGUUCAAUAGAAGAAAUUAAAAAGCUAUGCCAGGAACAGUUAGAGCUCCUGUCUGAAAAAAAAAUCUUGAAGAUUCUUGAGGGUGACAAUGCCAUGGACUCUGAUAUGGAAGAGGAGGCAGAUGAUGGCUCUAAGAUGGGACCUGAUUUAGUCAGUCAACAGGAUACCAGCAGAGAUUCUGCUUCAUCCCUAAGAGAAAACAAGCAACCUGAUGGUUUGGAAGUAAAACAAGGCAAAGGGGAAGAUAGUGAUGUUCUCAGCAUAAAUGCUGAUGCUUAUGACAGCGACAUAGAAGGCCCGUGCAAUGAAGAAGCAGCUGCUCCUGAGGUUCCAGAAAGUACAGUCCAAAGUGAAGCUGGUCAGAUAGAUGACCUGGAGAAAGACAUUGAGAAAAGUGUGAAUGAGAUUCUGGGUCUGGCAGAGACAAACCCAAAGGAACCCAAAGCAGCCACCCUGACUGUUCCUCCACCAGAAGAUGUUCAGCCUUCUGCACAGCAGCUGGAAUUACUCGAACUUGAAAUGAGAGCAAGAGCUAUUAAAGCCCUGAUGAAAGCUGGUGAUAUAAAAAAGACAGUCUAAUUAUUUAACUUGCCCCUGAAUUUUAGGUGUGCUUGAACAAAUUCCCAUCACAUAAUUUUGUAUCUGAAGUUCAUUUGGGGUCUUAUGAUAUUUGUCAUGUAGCACUUACUAGAUAAACUCUCCUUGGGCCUGAACUACCUGUGUUUAUUUUAUUGUUACUUUUAUAUUAUAGAUGUUUUACUGUUUCACAAAUUCAUGGCAUGUAUGUUUGGAUAACCUGUCUAUAUUGUUAGUUGCAUUCAUACUUGAAAAGUUCAUACCUGAAAAGCCAUUAUCAGAGUUACUGUAUUUGUUUGUUUGUUUGUUUAUUUUUAAAUGUUUUGGCACCAAACCUAAAUGCUUAAAAACGAUUAACCAAGCAUGUUGCUCUUAGGGAUACCUAUAUUUUGCCACGGGGUAUUAAAUUAUUGCUUCUAUUUUGGUUAACAUUUAGAAGAAAAUUGGUUAUGCUGCAUACUUAAAAUAUUACUUAACUUGAGAAUGUCUCCUAUCAGUGUGAAUUUACUACUAAAAGCUGAAUAACUUUUUUGUUGUUGUUGUUGAAAGGUUUAAAAUGCUGAGAUGGCUAAUGAACAACUUUUUUUUUUUUAAAUAAAAGAAGAGUGUAAGGCUGUUUCUAACAAUGUAGAAUUGCCCAGCUUUUAAUUUUAGUAGACAAGCCAUUCUAACAGGUAUUUGAUAUUAUUGGAUACUUUGUUCAGGUUUUUCCUUUAGUACAAAAGGAACACAUUUUCAUUUACAUUCCAAUCUAUCAGGAAAAGGAGAAUGUUUUAUCAUGCAGGCUUUUAUCUAGUGCUUUUGCUUGAAGAUCUGAUGUGCUAUAAUCCCAUGAAUUAAAAAUAAUAAAGACUAUCAUUCUGGAUCUGAAGACUUUUGAUACAUUUCCAAAAUCAAAAUUAAUUUCAGGAAGCUUUGAUAAAUUGAUGUUAUAGUUAAUCAAAUUUUGUAUACUUUUGUAAAUAAAUUAGCAUCCUGCCACAAUCACGGAUGCUUUUUGCCCCAUCAAUUAAUUGUAGUUGUUUGAUAUCAAAAUAAAUUUAGGCGCUCUUAAAAUAAAUUAAUUUUUUUCAAAAAAUGUAA